This is a messenger RNA of Dibothriocephalus latus, 366 nucleotides long. NCBI's taxonomy places the organism in Eukaryota, Metazoa, Platyhelminthes, Cestoda, Diphyllobothriidea, Diphyllobothriidae. The record is from the annotation of a GenBank genome assembly.
GAGCGUGUCGUGCAUGCACUGGGCAAGACCUGGCACGUAGAACAUUUUGUCUGUGCUCGAUGCGAAAAACCAUUCCUGGGCUCUCGUCACUAUGAGAAGAAGGGUCUAGCGUACUGCGAGUUGCACUACCAGCAACUGUUUGGCAUGCUCUGCUACUCCUGCAACCAGGUUAUUCCAGGCGAGACCGUCUAUGCCAUGAACAAGGCCUGGUGUGUGGAUCACUUUGGCUGUGUAGUCUGUGACCGCCAAAUCAGCCCGAAGACAAAGUUCUACGAAUUCGACCUACGCCCAGUCUGCAAAUCCUGCUACGAAAUGUUUCCGAUUGAACUUCGGAAAAGAAUAGCCAAAAUGCAUAAAAUGGAGUGA